UCCUUCUUCUUUGUCCAAAAAAGAUAGUUAUUUUCACUCUGUGUCAACCCUCGUAAAUUAUGGCAGUAUUGGCUCCUGGAAUUCUAUUGAAGUUCCUCCAUGGAAUGCAAACAGGGGUUAAACCUACAGGUGAGCACAGGAGCUCACUUCUGCAGGUGACAGAUAUCGUACCAGCAGAUCUCUACGAGAAGAGUCUCUGGCCUAAACACGGUUUCCACAUAAAGGUUUCUGAUUCUUCACAUUCAAUCUAUGUCAGCCUGCCUUUCGAAGAAGAUGAUCUAGUCCUCAGCAACACGAUGCAGCUCGGUCAGUUCAUCUACGUGGACAGAUUGGAGCCAGGGUCCCCUGUUCCAAUCAUCAAAGGCACAAAGCCUCUUCCUGGUCGACACCCUCUGGUGGGCACACCUGAACCGAUAAAGAGUCUCAGAGAAAAUGGGGACAAAAUUGAACAGAGAACCUUUAAUUCAAAACUCUCUGGUCACAGAAGAGGCUUUUGGGAUAGCUCAGCUGAUGUUGCUUCUUCCUCUCCUUCUAUCAUGAAACCAAGUCCUUUGCAUUUUGAUCAGAAUACACCAAAAAAGGAUAGGCCCAGUCCGAAGAGAACAGGGGGCAAUUUUCCAAAUUCUCCACUGAUCAGAGGGAGAAUGGUUAAGGAUGAAAAUUCAAGCAUGGUUUUCAGAUCUUCAGUAGGUGGGCUUUUGUCUAAGAUGUCAGAUUCAAAGGGAGAAAGCCCUGUCCAUGUCAGGAAGAGCUGUGUUACCCCUUUUUCUGUCUUUAAAGUUACAAGGAGCAAGAGUGUGUUCGAACCAGAGCCAAUGAUCCCAAAAAGUCUCUUCAACAAUACUGAAAAGAAGAGUUCAACUCCCCCUUCCAGAUUAAGAAAUGUAAGAGUAGAAGCCUCUUCCAAACAGGCAGGGGAAGAACAGAAACAGAACAACUCAAAUUCCAAUGGAACUUCAACUCCCCCUUCCAGAUUAAGAAAUGUAAGAGUAGAAGCCUCUUCCAAACAGGCAGGGGAAGAACAGAAACAGAACAACUCAAAUUCCAAUGGAACUUUACAACUGCAAUCUCAAUCUGGUAAUUCGAAAUCCAAGCACGGUGGUAGUCUGUCCAUGUCUUUACCUGGAAACCUUAGUGUGCUUGGAAAGGAAGCCAUUCAACAGAGAGAAACAGCUCAGAAGAAUGCUCUUCAAGCACUACGAGAUGCCUCUGCCUCUGAAAGUUUAGUACGAGUUCUCAGGAUGCUUUCAGACUUGGCAAAAAAUGCAAAACCAGAUGCUCCAGCUGACUGUUUUGAUCAGUUUCUGGAGUUUCAUCACCAAAUGGUGCAAGCAGUGACUGACAUGGAGUCAAUUCAAGCAGCUACAUGUAGUGAAAUGGUUGAAACCCCAACUGCCAAGCAGACAGAACGGUGGAAGAUAAAAGCUGAAGAAAAUUCCAACAUCUUACAAGAAAAUAACUCGAUAGACCAAAACAAGCAGACAGAUUUACAUUCAUCAAAGAGAAGUUCAGCAUUAUGCAAGUCACUUGCAGCCAUGCCAGAAAGAAGUGAUUUCAAGACAACCCCUGGGAAGCACCUGAGAUCAAACUUGAGCCAGAAAUUUUCUUUAGAAAGGAUAGGUGGAUCCACCCCAAAAGGAAAGUUGCUCCCUGAAGCUACCUUGGAGAAUGAUGAGAACAAGUCACUUGCAGCAAUGCCAGAAAGAAGUGAUGUCAAGACAACAACCCCUGGGAAGCACCUGAGAUCAAACUUGAACCAGAAAUUUUCUUUGGAAAGGAUAGGUGGAUCCACCCCAAAAGGAAAGUUGCCCCCUGAAGCUACCUUGGAGAAUGUUGAGAAUAUGAAACCAGCACCUUGCAGGUUCAAUAAUACCAUCAAAUUGGGUAAACGGAUUGAAACAGAAGCCGGAAACUGGUUUAUGGACUUCUUAGAGAAAGCGCUGGAAGCAGGUAUGAAGAAAUCGAGAGGAACGGCAGACAGUGACAGUUGCAAAGUCUCACAAUCUCUCAUGCUCAAGGUUAUAAACUGGGUGAAGGUUGAGCAGUGUGAUAGCAGUAAGAGGCCAGUUCACCCUAGAGCAGCACAAAUAGCCAGGAAGUUAAGAAUCAAGAUGAAAAAUCCUUGAAUUGAUGUAAUGAUUGAAUUCCAAUUAAUAAGAGAUA
Messenger RNA from Telopea speciosissima, 2163 nucleotides. RefSeq lists its product as uncharacterized. The record is from RefSeq and is a predicted model, not a curated record. The transcript has 6 exons. Bases 60 to 2126 code for a protein of 688 amino acids. Lineage: Eukaryota; Viridiplantae; Streptophyta; Magnoliopsida; Proteales; Proteaceae.